Elgaria multicarinata webbii is the source of this 777-nucleotide messenger RNA. Its product is annotated as olfactory receptor 10A5-like. The record is from RefSeq and is a predicted model, not a curated record. The transcript has 4 exons. Lineage: Eukaryota; Metazoa; Chordata; Lepidosauria; Squamata; Anguidae. Gene Ontology annotation, cellular component: membrane. Bases 1 to 777 code for a protein of 258 amino acids. Gene Ontology annotation, molecular function: olfactory receptor activity; G protein-coupled receptor activity. Gene Ontology annotation, biological process: G protein-coupled receptor signaling pathway.
AUGGAGACCACAAACGGUAGCUUUUUAACUGAUUUCAUCCUCUUGGGCUUAGCCAAUCAUCCUGACCUGCAGUUGCUGUUUUUUAUUGUUUUUCUAUUUAUUUACAUAAUGAUAAUUGUGGGGAACAUGCUCAUUUGCAUCAUGAUCAUGGUAGAUCCAUCACUUCAUGCACCAAUGUAUUUCUUCCUGAAGGUUUUGUCAUUUCUGGAUAUUUGCUACUCUUCAGUUACCCUUCCCAAAAUGCUGGUGAAUUUCCUAUCAGAGGACAAGCGGAUUUCCUACAUUGGCUGUGCUUCACAAAUGUUCUUCUUGCUUUUCUUAGGGGCUUCAGAAUGCUUCCUCUUAGCAGCUAUGGCCUUUGACCGUUAUGUGGCCAUAUGCAAACCACUAAGGUACAUGACCAUCAUGAACAAGACAGUGUGCCUUUUACUAACAGCUCUGUCAGGGUUCAUUGGCAACGUGGUGUCUCUGCUUCAGACAGCAUGGGUGUUCACCUUGCCAUUCUGUGGAUCAAAUCAAAUCAAUUAUUUUUCUUCUCACCUCAUUGUGGUGACCUUGUACUAUGGGAGUGGUAGUUUAACUUAUCUAAGGCCAAAGUCCAUUAAUGCACAGGAUAGUAACAAAGUGUUAGCUCUGAUGUACACUGCCAUCACACCCAUGUUGAACCCCAUUAUCUACAGCCUAAGAAAUGCAGAGAUCCAUGGGGCAAUUCAGAAGAUAGAGGAAUUCAGCACAUUUCAUCAAGAAGAGGCAAUGGAGGAUGGCAAUGUCAUGUAA